UAUGUAAUCAGUGAGUCAGUGCCCAUGACUCACCCUCUCUAAUAUCUCCCAAACUUAGCAAAGCUCCAUUCUUUGUUUAUAUACAAGCUCUGUUUCAUUGCCUAAAUUUUCAUUCUUUGAAAACAUACAAGAUGAGCUGUGUGAAUCUGAGCUCAUGGGGCCAAGCCUGCUCAAUGUUGAACCGAUCCAGAUCCUCCCCAUCUCUCCUCCUCCUCCACCCGACCCGACCCGUUUCCUUCUCUUCCCAUAAACGCCGCCGCCCCAGCUCCGUCGCAGCAAUCCUGACGAAGAAGGAGUCCGCCGUGAACGAAGAAUCGACAAAACCCAGUAUCAAUUUCAAGACUUACAUGGUGGAGAAGGCCGAGUCCGUCAACCGGGCCUUGGACGCCGCCGUGUCGCUGAAAGACCCGGUCACGAUCCACGAGGCGAUGCGGUACUCUCUCCUCGCCGGAGGCAAGCGGGUCCGACCCGUUUUGUGUCUCGCGGCUUGCGAGCUCGUCGGAGGCGACGAGUCCGUGGCGAUGCCGGCGGCCUGCGCCGUCGAGAUGAUCCACACCAUGUCGCUGAUCCACGACGACUUGCCGUGCAUGGACAACGACGACCUCCGCCGUGGGAAACCCACCAACCACAAGGUUUUCGGCGAAGACGUCGCCGUUUUAGCCGGCGACGCGCUUCUCUCCUUCGCGUUUGAGCACCUCGCCGUCUCCACCGUCGGCGUCGAGCCUUCUAGAAUCGUCAGAGCGGUUGAGGAGCUCGCCCGGUCAAUCGGGUCGGAGGGAUUGGUGGCGGGUCAAGUCGUGGAUAUCCACUCCGAGGGAUUAUCCGAUGUGGGACUGGAGCAGCUGGAGUACAUACACAUCCACAAAACUGCUGCUCUUCUUGAAUGCGCGGUCGUUCUCGGGUCGAUUUUGGGCGGCGGGUCGGACACAGAAAUAGAGAAGCUCCGGACUUUUGCUAGGUACAUUGGAUUGUUGUUUCAAGUUGUGGAUGACAUUCUGGAUGUGACAAAGUCUUCACAGGAAUUGGGGAAGACUGCUGGGAAGGACUUGUUGGCUGAUAAGGUGACUUAUCCUAAGCUGAUGGGGAUUGAGAAAUCGAGGGAGUUUGCGGAGAAACUUAACAGGGAUGCACAGGAACAGCUCGUCGGAUUCAACUCCGAAAAGGCUGCUCCUUUGAUUGCUUUGGCUAAUUACAUUGCUUACAGGCAAAACUGACUAACUGAGGGAGUUUGGGGGAUGUUAUGUUGUAAUUUAGAAUUGGUUGUUUACUAGAAUUUACUCAUUUUAGAGUCUCUCACAGUUUACUAGAUCCUGCUGUUGAAAAAAAAAAAAGGAAGUAGCUGGGAGAUAUAUACAUUUUUACCUUUUCAAAUCUGUGUCAAAAUGUUUGUUCGAUGUGGAAUUUGUAUUCGUUAUUUUCGUGCUUUAACUAUUGCAUUCGACUAUCAGAUGAUGUUCUGAGAAAAUUGUGAAAAGGUAUGAAAAUGCAGAAGUAGAAUCGG
Messenger RNA from Fragaria vesca subsp. vesca, 1501 nucleotides. Its product is annotated as geranylgeranyl pyrophosphate synthase, chloroplastic-like. The record is from RefSeq and is a predicted model, not a curated record. The transcript has a single exon. Lineage: Eukaryota; Viridiplantae; Streptophyta; Magnoliopsida; Rosales; Rosaceae. Gene Ontology annotation, molecular function: geranylgeranyl diphosphate synthase activity. Bases 132 to 1214 code for a protein of 360 amino acids. Gene Ontology annotation, biological process: isoprenoid biosynthetic process.